AUGCCCAUUGUCAACGUAAACGUCAAAUGGAGUGGCAAAAAGUUUGAAAACUUGGAGCUUGACACCGAUGAAAGCCCCGAGGUAUUCAAGACGCAGAUCUACUCUCAAACAGGUGUUCCUCCUGAACGACAAAAGAUCAUGAUCAAGGGCGGCAUGCUCAAAGAAACGACUGAUCUUAACAAGUUGGGCUUGAAGGACGGUCAUACGUUUAUGAUGAUGGGUACCGCUGGUGAAUUGCCCAAACCCCCAGAGAAGCCUACGCAGUUCUUGGAAGAUAUGACAGAUGCUCAAGUCGCUGAAGCGCUUGAGAUUCCUGCUGGUUUGGAGAAUCUUGGCAACACAUGUUACAUGAAUUCAACGCUUCAAUGUCUUCGCGCCAUGCCUGAACUUCAAGCUGAUUUGAAUAGCUACCAAGGCAGCAUUUCUGGUGUGGAUAACCGUGGCAACCUUACAGCCAGUUUGCGUGAUCUCUUUAAGGAAUUGAACAAGGCCGGUGAUGGAUUCCCACCCCUCGUGUUUUGGCAGAUGUUGCGUCAAGUAUUCCCUCAAUUCUCGCAAACGGGUCAAGGUGGUAUCCCCAUGCAACAAGAUGCUGAAGAAUGCUGGAGCGAGAUGGUUUCUGUACUCAAGGCCAAGCUUCCCCAGGACGAGAAAACCGGUCAAAACUUUAUCGAGCAGUACAUGACAGGUCAAAUGACAUCAGAGCUCAAAUGCGUUGAGGCACCGGAAGAGGAGAAGGUAGUAACCAGUGAACCUUUUUCCAAAUUGGGUUGUCAUAUCUCUGGAACAACCAAUUACAUGGUCAAUGGUAUCAAAGAAUCGCUUACGGAAGAGAUUGAAAAGAAUUCGGCUACAUUGGAUCGUACUGCCAAAUACGAGCGUGUGUCUCGUGUGAGUCGCUUGCCACAAUAUUUGCCUGUGCAAUUCAUUCGAUUCUUUUGGAAGCCUGAGCAACGUAUUCGAGCCAAGAUUUUACGCAAAGUGAAAUUCCCUCUUCAAUUUGACGCUACUGAAUUGUGCACACCCGAAUUACAAUCCAAGUACAGCAAAGCCAGGUCCAAGCUCAAGGAUAUUGAGGAUAAGAGGGAAGCCAAACGUCGUGAAGAGAAACGCCGCAAGAUUGAUAUGGAGACGGGUGCAUCAUCAUCGUCAGCAUCACCUUCAGCUAUGGACACAGAUGAAGAAAAAGUGGAUUGGUCCCAAUUCAUUGAUCCAGAGCUCCUCAAAGACGUCGGUGGCAAUCCUACUGGACAAUACGAGUUGUGUGCUGUCUUGACGCACGUGGGUCGAUCUGCUGAUUCAGGUCACUACAUUGCAUGGGUUAAAAAGGCUGAAAAUGAAUGGCACAAGUUUGAUGAUGACAAGGUCUCAGUAGUCAAGGACGCUGACAUUGAACGUUUGGAUGGUGGAGGUGAUUGGCAUACCGCCUACAUUGUGUUAUAUAGAGCAAAACGCUUGGAGUAA
This is a messenger RNA of Lichtheimia ornata, 1464 nucleotides long. RefSeq lists its product as uncharacterized. The transcript is spliced from 13 exons. The record is from RefSeq and is a predicted model, not a curated record. Gene Ontology annotation, biological process: protein deubiquitination; proteasome-mediated ubiquitin-dependent protein catabolic process; regulation of proteasomal protein catabolic process. Lineage: Eukaryota; Fungi; Mucoromycota; Mucoromycetes; Mucorales; Lichtheimiaceae. Bases 1 to 1464 code for a protein of 487 amino acids. Gene Ontology annotation, molecular function: proteasome binding; cysteine-type deubiquitinase activity; protein binding.